Molecule: messenger RNA, 3487 nt
Organism: Drosophila gunungcola (fruit fly)
Lineage: Eukaryota; Metazoa; Arthropoda; Insecta; Diptera; Drosophilidae
Gene: sv
Product: paired box protein Pax-5
Exons: 13
Coding region: 293-2851 (852 amino acids)
Biological process (GO): anatomical structure development; regulation of transcription by RNA polymerase II
Molecular function (GO): DNA-binding transcription factor activity, RNA polymerase II-specific; RNA polymerase II cis-regulatory region sequence-specific DNA binding
Source: RefSeq, a predicted model, not a curated record
CGUACGUUUCAAGAUCCACCUGAAACUCGCGUUGUUUCUUGGACUCGCUGCCAACAGGUGGGACGCGCUGUAUUUUAUAGCUGCCAAGUAUCGUAUCAUUGAUUGGCAAAAGUUUAUAGUUUGAGUGAUACUGUGAGUGUACCUAUCGGAACUACUAAUGUAAUUUUGAAUUCGGUUUCCAAAAAAGUGUUGUUUUGUAAGUGCUUAUAAUAUUUAAAUUGAAGAAAUAUCUAGCCCGGACACAAAAAAAUUUAAAUACAAAUUUUAUUUCAUUUAUGUUUUUAAGGCACUGAUGCUCAUAAUGGAUAUGCAGACAUCGUCACAUCUAAGCCAUGGGCUCGGUACACUCUCACAUCAACUUCAACACCGAACUAUACACCAGCCGCAGAUUCUUCACAGUACCCAAGAACAAUCACAGAAUACAAACACAGGACAGCAUGAGCACGAUCACCAGCAUUUGCAUCACCAUCACCUAUUACAUCAACAGCAUCAGGCCGUUUCACCGACAUUGCACACUUUGCAAAGCACUCCUCAAGGUGAUAGCCUGAGCAUUGCUAUCAACCCCAAUCAAAAUCAGCAUGAUCAUCAACAUCAUGCCGGAAGUAACGUGUAUACCUCACCACAAAUGGAAGACAAAUCAAAAGCAAACAAGUUUGACGAAUAUUCGAGUAGGAUAUUGGGCAACAUUUCAGACACCACUACGCCGCCAUCUGGUAACAAUUUUUUGUCACAAGCCCAAGGCGUCGAAUGGAUGACAGCUAUGAACGAUGUGCAAAACGGGGCAGACGACUCGCAUAGUUCGCAAGGCAGUAUUUCUGGAGAUGGUCAUGGAGGCGUAAAUCAACUAGGAGGCGUAUUCGUUAACGGGCGCCCACUGCCCGAUGUCGUUCGUCAGCGAAUUGUGGAGCUGGCGCACAAUGGUGUCCGCCCAUGUGACAUAUCACGCCAGUUACGCGUGAGUCAUGGUUGUGUGUCUAAAAUACUAUCAAGAUAUUAUGAGACUGGUAGCUUUAAGGCCGGUGUUAUUGGCGGUUCCAAGCCAAAGGUAGCCACCCCCCCGGUAGUGGAUGCAAUAGCCAACUAUAAGCGCGAAAACCCCACAAUGUUCGCGUGGGAAAUACGGGAUCGGCUGUUGGCAGAAGCUAUUUGCUCUCAGGACAAUGUUCCCAGUGUUUCUUCGAUAAAUCGAAUUGUAAGGAACAAGGCCGCGGAGAAAGCCAAACACGUCCAUCAUCACCAACAGCACCAUGUGCCACAGAGUCUUGGUGGGGGACACAUUGCAACAGAAAGUCUGGAUAGCAGCACAGGGACAAACGGGGAGCAGCCACAGGCACCGAGUGGCGGAACCAGCAGUAGCAGUGCUCACUCCGCUAACAUCAACGCUUCUGCGACGGCGAUUGCGCACGCAUCAAUACCGACGUCAGGAUCUGAUGCUGUCCAAGUCCCGGUCGGCCAAGUUAACGCGACCAGCAAUGAUACCAGCAAUGGAAACAUCAACCCAACGACUGAACAACGAACGACUGGAUAUAGCAUAAAUGGAAUCUUAGGGAUACAGCAUGGACACCAUUCUCACAACAACAAUAACAGCAGUAGCGUCAACAAUAAUAACAAUUCGGAUCCCAAUUGUAAACGCAAAAGAAUCGAAGCUCAUGAUGAGAACCGUGACACAAAUAUACAUUCCGAAGAAGAUGUAAAACGUCAACGUAUGGGGUACAGCAGCGAUCAACUUUACCCAAAUAUUUGGUCAGGAAAAUGGUGUAUUAAGGAUGAGCACAAGCUUCUUGCCGAGCUUGGCAAUUUGACAACAGGUACCGGAAACUGCGCAGCCUCUUACUAUGAGGCUUCAAACGGCUUUUCAACAAACUCCAUAUCAGGAUCUGGUCCGACACCUAGUGGUAGUGAUACUUCUAUGUUGUACGAUAGUAUUGCGACGAUUUCGCAAACUCAAGGCUCACUUUAUACACCGACAAUCGGACCAUCAAUUGGAGGCAGUUCGCUUACACCCUUAGUCCCUAUAAGCAUGCAUGAAAUGAAGCUUAAUGCAAAUUCAGUACAGGAACAGACUAUCGCUCCCUUUUACACAGCUCUUACGUUUGACGGCAACUACUCAACAAUGACCAGCUUGGAAAACGGCUCCGCCCCGUCAGUGGGACCAGGAAUCAUUGCUGUCCAAGAAGACGCUGAUUCGGCCAACCUUUGUCCGAUUAGGAUUCACCAAGACCACUCGGAAAGCAAUAGUAACCGUGUUAAGGAGUCCCAGACCAACAGUGAUGGAUGCAGGAAAGCGGAAAACAAAGAAGCUGAUAAGCACAAUUCCAAUUUGGAAACCAGUGAACAUAUUUCUUUACCGCACCUUAACCAUAUAACCGAAGAGCAGUUGACAAGAGGCAAUAGACGAGCUCCCUUAAACACAAUUACGCACACGUCUUCCCUAAUCCUCCUGCAGUCGAACGGAGGAAACCCUUCACUCAGUGUUAACCCGUCUGACGAUCGAUCAGACGUUGAAUCCAAUCUUCGUAAUAAUGUAGGCCUUUACUCAACAUCCACAGUGCUGCCAAGUUUUAGUCACUACUCCGCAGGUUGUAGCUCGGUUGUGCCCAGCACAGAUUACGCCUAUAACCCCGCCUAUACACAAUAUGGUGGUGCAUAUGGAUCCUAUGGCUACGGAGCUAGCGGCGGCUUGAUAAAUUCAUCCUACUACUACGAGGGCGGGCAAACUCAGUCGGCAUUAACACAAGACCUGCGUUCACCUUUAGCUGCAACACGAGCGAACUCUCUUGCUUCGGCUGCUUCACCUGGAAGUGGAAGUGCGUGCACAAAAUCCGAAUCCUCGGACAUUUUUCUUGUUUAAUUUUAAAAAUGAAUCUUAAGAAAGUGGAUAGUAGCGCCAAUCAAUCAAUCAAUCGGUAGAGCACUAAUACCCCGGAAAGAUUUAGCUUAAUAUGAAUGCCAGUCAUUUUUUGGCUAUGCAGCUAUGAAGUAUAUAAGCAUUCACUAAUUUACACAGAAACACCAAAUUGAACUUUUUCAAAUUUCUAACCAAUUGUACUUUUCCAUAAUAAUUGGGUGCUCCUGAGUAAAAUCCCCAAAUAAACGUAUGUUCCUUUUGCUAAGGGAUCCGCGGUAAAGCUAAUUAAUACGAAAAUCGGAUGUCUGACGGCAUUUUUAUACUGCAGCCCAUAUAAUUGGAGUUACAUCAUUUUUACACCAUCGCACAAUGAAAAAAAGUAUCCGGCUUGAACCAUUAUCCAUGUCUGUGGAAUAUGACGUCAAAGUUGAAAAAUCAGAUUUUUAUACAAUUUCUCCAGUCUUAAAAUGCCUCUAAAAAAUUUAUUUAAUGGAAUAUAUUAUAGUUUCUCUUUGAAUCUACAGUUCUCAGUGUACUGUAAUUUCGGUUUAAAUAUUAUUUAAAGGUAAAAAUAAUUGGGCUAUUUAAAUAAUUAAAAGAAACAUUUUAUCUACUAUUAUUUGUUCUCCAAUUUAAAAA